CUUUCUUAUCCACGCGCUGUGCUUCACAACUCUCAUCCACUCCACGAUGUCUCUGACAAUUGGCAACGGUGGAGGAGGAGCAGCUAUCCUCCUCGGCAAUACCACCAAGAACCCGUACACCCACCUCCCCAUCCGGCGCCACGUCCUCUUCCCGCUGUCGACUAGGACCGCCAGUCUCCACGUGGUCUCAGCCAAGAGGUUCUCCUCCCGCACCGGGCGGCUGGACAGCAAGGACCGGAGGGGCACCGCCACAACCAAAGACCAAGAGGAAAAGCAGCUACAGCGUACGGCAGAGGAUACGUCUAGCAUUGAGAAUGUUGGUUUUGUUGCAGAUGGUGGCGCUGCUGCUGAUGGUGGAUACUUCUUGCCAGAGCUUCCGGGUACCAAGCCUGAUUUCUGGGAAGGGCCGCAGUGGGACGCUCUUGGUUUCUUUGUACAGUACAUGUGGGCUUUUGGCAUCGUUUUCGCGCUAAUUGCAUGUGGGAUUGCUGUGGCUACAUACAACGAAGGGGCGACAGAUUUUAAGCAGACUCCCGCAUACAAAGAAUCAAUCCAGUCUCGAGAGCUUUUAGAAGAACCUGAUUCAUCAAACUCUGAUGUGUUUGAGUCCAACCCAACUGAGGUGGCUCCUUCUUUGGAAUAGUCUCUCUCUCUCUCUCUAUAGUAGUCAAUGGAAACAAAUUAAGGUCUUCAUCUACCACAUGAUAUAAUUCUAGACAAAGAAUCAUUCCCACUGAGGGCUUCGAGGUAAUUUGCAUGAUAAUUUUUCUGCAUAUAUGUACUGUAACUUUUAGAUGAUGCAGAAAAAUUUGAAGCACCUAUUGAUAUGACCUCUGCUGUUCCCAUGUUCUUGUACCAAAUUUGAUAUAAAUUACACUCUUCAAGCUUGAGAUAUUGUAGAAAAUGUAAUUUGAUAGGGAACGUUUUUAA
This is a messenger RNA of Corylus avellana, 930 nucleotides long. Its product is annotated as AT-rich interactive domain protein. The record is from RefSeq and is a predicted model, not a curated record. NCBI's taxonomy places the organism in Eukaryota, Viridiplantae, Streptophyta, Magnoliopsida, Fagales, Betulaceae.